Labeo rohita (rohu) is the source of this 3673-nucleotide messenger RNA. It is a transcript of the gene prkcq, whose product is annotated as protein kinase C, theta. Gene Ontology annotation, biological process: protein phosphorylation. The record is from RefSeq and is a predicted model, not a curated record. NCBI's taxonomy places the organism in Eukaryota, Metazoa, Chordata, Actinopteri, Cypriniformes, Cyprinidae. Gene Ontology annotation, molecular function: ATP binding; diacylglycerol-dependent serine/threonine kinase activity.
AGGGUGUUUUCUUCCUUUUUUUAUUUUUCUGCUUAGUUUAUGGCAUGUUAAGUGUUUUUGGUUGAUUGAAACAUGGUUGGUGACUGUUCCUGGUUUUCAUCCCAACAUCAUUCCUUCUAAAACACUGGCUAUAAGAGCCAGAUCUGAUGGGCAAAGGACAAAGUUAAACACUUCAACUGAAAAAAUAUUACUUUGGAUGCCACAAAGCGAAGGAGCUUUUUUAUCGGACAUUACAAAUAUGAAAAUCAACAAUAAAUAGGAGUACAGCACUGUACAGAAGAUCCUUACAGUGGAAUUAACCACCGCGCUUUCAAGGGAAAUUGUAUAUCAGAGGCUAUUGUUGGAUCUGAGAGGUUGCAGUCAUGUCUCCGUUCCUGAGGAUUGGUUUUUCGAGUUUUGAGAUGGACCCUGGGCUUGCCUACCAUGAAGAAGUACUCAAUCCAUACUGCGCUGUCUACAUGAAAGAGGCUGUGGAGACUGAAAAGGGUCAGGUGUACAAACAGAAGCGGCCCACCAUGUAUCCCCCCUGGAGCAGCACAUUUGACGCUCACGUCCACAGAGGACGAGUAAUGCAUGUGGUGGUCAAGGACAAGACGGCUGAGCUAAAAACAGAGGCUACUGUUCAACUCGACACCCUCGCUUCACGCUGUAAGAAAGAGAAUGGCAAACUGGAGAUCUGGGUGGAACUAAAGCCACAGGGUCGCUUACUUAUGGAAGCACGCUAUUUUUUGGAGAGGAGUGAUGCUGCGGGUCACGGUGAAGGAGAUGGAGAAACCGAACGGGAAAAAGAAGGGGUGUUCGCUCUGCAUCACAGACGAGGAGCCAUCAAACAGGCCAAAGUUCACGUGGUCAAAUGUCACGAGUUUACCGCCACCUUUUUCCCUCAGCCGACAUUCUGCUCAGUCUGCAAGGAGUUUGUCUGGGGCCUGAAUAAGCAGGGAUAUCAGUGUCGGCAGUGCAAUGCCGCCAUCCAUAAAAAGUGUAUUGACAAAGUCAUCGCCAAAUGCACAGGCUCAGCAGUAAACAGUAAAGAAACCAUGAUCCAUAAGGAACGCUUUAAGAUUGACAUGCCUCACAGGUUUAAAGUUUAUAACUACAUGAGCCCGACGUUCUGCGAGCACUGUGGAACCUUGUUGUGGGGUCUUGCUCGGCAAGGCCUUAAAUGUGAAGAGUGUGGCAUGAACGUUCACCAUAAAUGUCAAAGGAAAGUAGCAAACCUUUGUGGUGUCAACCAGAAACUAAUGGCAGAGGCCCUGGCUAUGAUUGAGACCACUCAACAGCAGGCUCGCAGCUCUCGGGAUACUGAGACUGUUGGUCGAGAGGGUCCAGUGGGCGCAAGUCAAGCAGAGGUCACUAGAGAGCCUUCAGGCCGCUUACCAAUUUCACCCCUCACGCCUGCACCACCUCUACCACGCAAAGAGCAUCAGGGUAUUUCAUGGGACUCUCCGGCUGAGGGCCGCAGGCCAAGCCUUGAACAGUCUGAGCCACUGUACGCCACCCCACGCAAAGAGCACCACAAAUUCAACCUAGAAAAUUUUACUCUGCAUAAGAUGCUGGGCAAGGGAAGCUUCGGAAAGGUAUUCCUGGCUGAGCUGAAAGGCACAGGGCAGUUUUUUGCAGUAAAGGCCUUGAAAAAGGAUGUGGUUCUGAUGGAUGAUGAUGUUGAGUGCACUAUGGUGGAGAGGCGAGUACUCUCUUUGGCCUGGGAACACCCCUUCCUCACACACCUCUACUGCACCUUCCAGACCAAGGAAAAUCUCUUCUUCGUGAUGGAGUACUUAAAUGGGGGCGACUUAAUGUUCCACAUCCAGACCUGCCACAGAUUUGACCUUCCACGGUCCACGUUCUACGGGGCCGAGAUCGUUUGUGGGCUGCAGUUUCUACAUUCUAAAGGCAUUGUGUACAGAGACCUUAAGCUAGAUAACAUUUUGCUAGACAUCGAUGGUCACAUCAAGAUUGCAGAUUUUGGCAUGUGUAAAGAGAACAUGUUUGGAGAAGCCAGAACAUGCACCUUCUGUGGAACACCAGACUACAUCGCUCCUGAGAUUCUGCUUGGGCAGAAAUAUGGGACUUCUGUAGACUGGUGGUCAUUUGGUGUCCUCCUUUAUGAGAUGCUGAUUGGCCAAUCCCCAUUUCAUGGCCAUGAUGAGGAAGAGCUGUUUCAGUCAAUUCGCACAGAUGACCCGUGCUAUCCACGCUGGUUAACUAGAGAUGCACGGGACAUUCUUGUUAAGCUAUUUGUCCGGGAACCAGAGCGAAGACUGGGUGUGAAAGGAAAUAUACGACACCAUCCGUUCUUCAGAGACACAGACUGGAUAGCACUAGAAAAACGACAGGUCGAGCCACCCUUCAAGCCCACUGUGAAAUCAGCAAAUGACUGUAGUAACUUCGAUAAGGAGUUCAUAAACGAGAAGCCUCGACUUUCCGUCACAGACCGUAUAAUCAUCAACAGCGUGGACCAGACCAUGUUCAACAACUUCUCCUUCAUCAACCCCGCCAUGGCCCGUCUCAAGAACCCCUGACUCACAAACAAACAAGACAUUUGUGCAAAUACUGUGAAAACGUCCAAACCAAAAGACAAACACUCACCUAAACAUCAUAUCAGCCUCUAGUCAACCUCAUUUAAUGCUACGGUCAGUCAAUAAGUCAAAUGAUAUUAUAGAAGGUGUAUAUUUUUAUUAUUAUAUUAUCCUUGCCUUUUAGUGAGGUGCAAACGAUAAACGUGUUGGUUCUGGGGACUUAAAAACUAAACAAGAAGGUAAUAUUGAGCAACAUACGUUGUAAAGACAGUAUUGCCUACUUCUAUUUUGCUCUGCCAUUGAAAAUAAUUCCAAACAAACUUCCAACAGAAGCAAAAACAAACUGUUUUGAACGAGUUGAAGUGAAUAAGGCAAUCUGUCGCCUCCUACUGGUUAAAAGAUAUUAUCCUACAGAAAAAUCUCCACCACUACUGUUUAAAAAGUACAGAAAUGUGUUACUGGAAUGACUGGAGUAUCUACAGUGCGUUAAAAAUGGAAACGGGGAAAUGUGGACAUUAUUAAAUGUCCCAGUUAAAGAUUGAAAUUAUUAAAAGAUUAAUUCACAAGCUAGUUUGGGGGAAAUAUAUGUUUUUGACAAUGGCAAUGAAUUUGACAUUUGAAUUUGAGCUUAAUGUACAUCUCAUAUUGUGAUGGUUUUUAUGCUAUUGUUUGAAACUAAUAUCAUAUCAAGAUACUUGUGUUUUGUUGUGCAUCAUGAAAGUUGUUACAGAAGAUGAAUUUAUGUUUUAUUAGAAUGCAUAUGCUGUGAUGUCCAUAUCUUUAAUAAUGAUUUGUAUUAUUAUGUGUUCCAGUCUGACUUCUAAAGGCCUUGUGUGUAUAGUGGAAAAAUGUCACAGAGUGUAGCAAAUUGUAAGUUACCGCUUAGUUAGGAUCAGUUAUGUUCUUUGGAUUGUACAAAGUUAUAUAUGAAUUCUAGGAAAUUAAUAUGUGGUGCACAAGAACUAAAUAUAUUUGGGGAAAAGUUCUUUCUUACAAAUUCAUGUUUUCUGUAUAGUCAGCAUUAUGAUUUAUUUUGAGACAUCUUAAAAUUAUUUCCUAUGUGUGAUCCCUUGUCAUUUUAUUAAAUGUAUGGUUAUUUUACAGUGCAUGAAAAAUUAAAACCUUAUUGAUUAAUAAAUUAAACUGUGAUUCAA